Plutella xylostella (diamondback moth) is the source of this 4833-nucleotide messenger RNA. The record is from RefSeq and is a predicted model, not a curated record. Lineage: Eukaryota; Metazoa; Arthropoda; Insecta; Lepidoptera; Plutellidae.
AUGUUUGUGACACCUCCGAACAAGAGAUUACGCCGAAGGUUGCGCGAGCAAGUCGAUGCACACGACGAGACCAAACCCGGUAACGUGGCCACCAUGGAGUUACCUAAGUGUGAAGUUCUAGAUCGUGAACCCUGUGUCCCCACCACGUCACGAACCAAAGAGGAGAACAUUCACGACCAGCUCCAGAAGAAUGCCACACCCUACAAAUCCGUUAUAGAAGGAUCGAGAGCAUCGUCGAGGUCAAAGAGGUCAACUGCGUCAUCAACCGCCAAGCGCAAACAAUUGGAACUAGAAGCUGCCGAAGCUAAGGCAAAAAUUCAAUUGCUGCUGAUAGAUAAACGCUUGGAAGCCGAUUUAGCCAAGAUAGAAGCUGAAGAAGAAGAGUCGGAUGAAGACAAGAGCACGACGACUAUUGAUGAUCACCGAAGGUCACAAGUGGAGGAGUGGCUGAACCACAGCCAGCAGGCGGGCCCCGCCGGCGCCACCAGCCGGCCGCCGUCGCCGCCUCCGCCACCCGCGUCUGCUCCGCCGGCCCCCGCGCCGGCCGCGCCCGCUGCAGGUGUACCCGCCGCUGCACGCCACGCACCUGUCCAGCACCAGGAUCAAUCAUUGUCCAGCAUCAGACAACUAGCGCUGGAACUCAAGAAUAUGAUGGUAUCAUCACCAGCGCCCCCAGAUGAACGCCUCCUCAGUCGCUUAUCAACACCCCGUGACCUACCAAGCUUCGGUGGUGAUUGUAUUGAGUGGCUCCACUUCAAGACUGCGUAUGAUGAGUCUACCCGUGUGUGCCAGUUCAGUGACUCCGAGAACUUGUGGAGAUUGCGCAAAGCACUUCGUGGUGAAGCUCUGGAAGCCGUCACCGACCUGCUGAUCGGCAACACACCGCCGGGAGUCGUCAUGGAGUCGCUACAGUUGAGCUGUGAUGCGCCUGUGUGCGACGUCGAUGACUGCGGACUCGCACACCACCGUCUGCUGCACUGGAAGAAGCCCGGAUCAGCUGAUGACAUUGACCCGAGUUCAAUGUCACCGCCGCCGCCGCCGCCGCCGAGAGAUACGGUGGCCCACGUCGCCUCCAGCAGUGACGUAUCCGCGACGUCAUCGGGUGACGUCAUGCUCAAAGUGGUUAAAGUGAAAUUGUGCGGUCCUAAUGGUGAUGUGUGUACCUAUGCGUUAUUAGAUGACGCCGCGUCAGUGUCACUCAUAGACUCCGAAUUAGCUAACCAGCUCGGACUCGAGGGGCAGCAAUCAAGUGCCGUUAAGUUCAUUGAUGCAUUCGGACUAGAGGUGUAUCAAUCAGACGCGCCCAAAGUGUGUACUUCGAUAUCCGGCCAAGAUAAUGACAAUAGCUAUGACAUUACGUUGCGCAAAGUGUCUAAGUUAAACCUACCUAUGCAAAACCUAUCUGUUGUAAAUAAUAUUACUUCUGAGCAUCUGUUGCAUUUAAAGAAUGAUGUGUGUAAUGAAAAUGUUGUUCCACGAUUGUUAAUUGGUGAAGAUAAUUACUUUCUUUUAGCACCUCUCGAUGUAAUCCAUGGUAACAAAGAUGAGCCGUAUGCAACUCGCUGCCGCUUAGGUUGGUCCAUUCACGGCUACUGUGGUCGCUCUCACUACAAUACUCACUUUCAGAAGGACACCGGAUACGCCGAACACUACCGGAAGGAGGUGCACAAGUUGUUCGAGGACGGCUACGCGCGCGAGCUCACGGAGGACGAGCUCGCCGCCGACCAAGUAUGGUAUCUCCCACAUUUCGGCGUCCAGAACCCCAAUAAACCGGGAAAACUCAGAUUGGUAUUCGACGCAGCCGGGAAAGUCAAAGGUACGUGCCUGAAUGAUUACCUACUCACGGGACCUGAUUUGUACAACUCACUGCUCGGCAUUAUGUACAGAUUUCGAGAGAAUAAAAUCGUAAUAACCGGAGAUAUAAAGGAUAUGUUCCUCAGGAUAAAUAUUCGGUCUGAGGAUCAAAAUGUCUUGAGAUUUUUAUGGCAGGAGCCACCGCCACCAGCGCCACCCGCGCCGCCGGGCCCCCGGGCUCCCACUACUCCUACUCAAUCUCCACUAAAAAUAUGUACGAUGCAAAGUUUAAUAUUUGGUGCUACAUGUUCGCCUUUUAUAGCUCAAUAUAUUAAAAAUAAAAACGCAUUAAAAUACGAAGAUUUGUAUCCUGAAGCCGUACAAGCCAUAAUUAAAAAUCAUUACAUGGAUGAUUGUUUGUAUUCUUGUGACAGUGCGGAAACUGCAAUUAAUUUAGUAAAUCAAAUCACAACAAUUCAUAAAUACGGAGGUUUCGAGAUAAGACGUUGGUCGAGCAACUGUAAACAAGUUUUAGAUAACAUUCCUUCAGAUGCGCUCGCACAGACUGCCAUUCAAAUGAAAGACGGAGCUACGAACAUGAGUGAGCGCACAUUAGGAUUGAUAUGGCAUCCUGCAGAAGAUUGUUUCGCCUUUAAGGUAUCGUUUUCUCGCGUUUCUCAGGAAGUUCUAGACGGGACUACACCGCCUACUAAAGCUAAAAUGUUAGGACUUAUAAUGUCUAUUUAUGAUAUUCACGGGUUCUUAUCGCCGUUUAUUAUAAAAAGUAAAGUAAUAUUACAGGACGUGCAUCGUAGCGGUAUAGAUUGGAACUGCCACAUCCAAGCUAAAGAGUUUAGUAGUUGGUGUAAAUGGCUCGAUGAAUUAAAGUUGUUAGAAUCUAUACGUAUACCGCGUUGGUACUUAAGCGAUGAUAACUGGACUGAAUGUUAUUCAGUAACGGAGCCCGAAUUAUGCGAUAAGAAGAUCGUAAAUAAUACUCAGAUGCAUAUUUUUUGCGACGCGUCCAUUAAGGCAUAUGCUACGGUCAUAUUUUGGCGUUUUACUCGGUUUGAUGGUCGAGUUAAGGUUUGUUUUGUAGGCAGUAAAUGUAGGGUGACCCCUCUUCGGCCUGUUUCAAUUCCACGAUUGGAAUUGCAGGCAGCGUUACUGGCCGCGCGACUCGCACAUACUGUACAGACUGAGCACAAGGACAUUCAGCCAAACCAGCGAUUCUUUUGGACAGACUCGAGCACCGUGCUGCAGUGGCUGCGCAGCGACCCGCGCAGCUACAAGCCGUACGUGGCGCACCGCCUGGGCGAGCUGGACGAGCUGGCCGCGCCCGCCGAGUGGCGCCACGUGCCCUCGCGGCUCAACGCGGCCGACGUGGCCACGCGCCCCGACGCGCCGCCGCUCGCCCUCACUGACGCGUGGUUCCAGGGACCCGCCUUCCUCCGACGUCCAGAAGAAGAAUGGCCUAAGGACCUCAAGACAUGCAAGAUCGUAGACGAAGCCGCUUGCGAGGAGAGAAAUAUUAAUCUAGUCGUAUCACGUGACACUUCAGUCGCCCCAGAUGCGUUACGGCUACCUAAUGAAAAUAAUAUUUCUAAGUGGACCACUCUAUUGCGAAGUACUGCACGAAUUCUAUUGUUAUUUAGAAGACCCAAGGGUGAUUAUUGCUUAGACGUGGAUUUAAUGCGGAAAGCUGAGACUUUAGUCCUACGCAAAUCGCAACAAGAUGCCUUUGGUCAAGAAAUCGAAUGUCUUCGGAACAAUAAACCUUUGCCAUCUAACAGUCGGCUGAUAAAACUGACUUCAUAUCUAGAUGACGACGGGUUACUUCGUGUAGAAGGUCGAAUCGACAAAGUGACAGGUGUGAGUACUUCGACCACGCGCCCCGCCAUCCUCGACGGCAAGCACCGGGUGGCGCAGCUGCUGGUGGAGCACGAGCACCGGCGCGCGCUGCACGGCGCCCACGAGCACGUCGUGAACGAGCUGCGCCAGCGCUACUGGGUGGUGAAGCUGCGCAGCGCCGUGCGCGCCGCCGCCGCGCGCUGCCUGCUCUGCCGCCGCCGCCGCGCCGCGCCCGCCGCCCAGCGCAUGGGGCCGCUGCCCGCAGCGCGCCUGCAGCACCACAGGCGACCUUUCAGCUGCACAGGGAUCGACUAUUUUGGUCCGAUGGAGAUAACAGUAGGCCGCAAGAGACAGAAGGUCUAUGGUGUGUUAUUUACAUGCCUCACCAUCCGCGCUAUUCAUAUUGAGUUAGCUGAGAGCCUCACAACUGAUAGCACAAUAAUGGCCCUGCGAAGAAUGAUUGGCCGCAGGUCCACACCGAGCGUAAUCUGGUCCGAUAACGGGACCAACCUUCGAGGAUGUGAUGCGGAACUACGCCAGAGUAUACGGGAGCUGAACACCGAGAAGCUACGCGAAGAUGGCCUCAGCAGAGGCAUAGAGUGGAGGUUCAUUCCACCAGGUGCGCCUGAGAUGGGCGGCGCCUGGGAGAGGAUGAUACGAACAGUAAAAACAGCCUUGAAAGUUGCGUUAAAGGAACGCGCUCCACACCGAGAGACACUGUCAACCCUGUUGGUUGAAGUGGAAGCGCUAGUCAAUAGUCGUCCGAUCACUCACGUAUCCACGGAUCCCAACUACCCGGAAGCCCUAACUCCGAAUCAUUUUUUAAUCGGAACUUCUUCUAACGGCCCAGCUUUCGGUAAAUACGAUGACGGCGACCUCUGUCUUAGGAAACAGUGGCGUAUAGCGCAGCGUCUAGCUGAUAUGUUUUGGAGUAGGUGGAUCAAAGAAUAUCUUCCAACUCUGUUACCUAGGCAAAAAUGGCAAACUGACGAAAGAGCGUUGCGAGUUGGAGAUUAUGUUGUAUUGGUAGAUACUAAAGUAGACCGUGGUUGUUGGCGCCACGGAGUAGUGAGCGCGGCGCACGCCGGCGCCGACGGCCGCGUGCGCGUGGUGGACGUGCGCACGCGCGCCGGCGUGCUGCGCCGCCCCGCCACGCGCGUCGCCCUGCUCUCACCUAUUGAUUCGUAG